Molecule: messenger RNA, 516 nt
Organism: Talaromyces proteolyticus
Lineage: Eukaryota; Fungi; Ascomycota; Eurotiomycetes; Eurotiales; Trichocomaceae
Exons: 1
Coding region: 1-516 (171 amino acids)
Source: RefSeq, a predicted model, not a curated record
AUGGGCGCGAAGAAGAGCAAAAAGGGGCUCCCGUGGCCUGAACCACGGUUCGAAGAAGAUCCUGAUAUACGCGCAUAUGCGACCACCAUCGCCAAAGACCUCACAGCAAUUAAACAGCAUGCUGAAAAGGUUGAAUCAGGCCUGCCGCCGGGCCUUACUCACCAGAUUCUGGAUGCCCUCAUUGGAUUCGCGCAGCGAGUCCACAAGGCACCCACGAUCGAGGCCCUCGCGCAUCGCCUCGCCCGCGUCGAAUCACACAUGGAAAAGACACAAAAAGAAGUGUCUCAAACCUCCCGUGAGGUCUUGACGACCAAAAGCAACACUAACCGCCUGAUUGAGGCCAUUUGCGCUCCCUCACCCCCUGGAUCUCGCAUCCUGAAAACCUCGAUGAGCUUUGGUCACGUGACUGGGAGCAGCAGCUCCGAGUCCUAUGUCCACGCUUGGGGACGCAAGGUGCCUUCGCACCCCCUACAGUUCCAAGCCUCAGCCUGUCAAGCGGCAACAGCACUCCUUUGA